Molecule: messenger RNA, 2768 nt
Organism: Jaculus jaculus (lesser Egyptian jerboa)
Lineage: Eukaryota; Metazoa; Chordata; Mammalia; Rodentia; Dipodidae
Gene: Nop14
Product: NOP14 nucleolar protein
Exons: 18
Coding region: 146-2749 (867 amino acids)
Biological process (GO): maturation of SSU-rRNA
Cellular component (GO): Noc4p-Nop14p complex; small-subunit processome; nucleolus
Source: RefSeq, a predicted model, not a curated record
GAUUAUCGCGAGACCAGUCCGGGACGUGUUUCUUUACUCAGGCACGAGUGUUCUUAGCCCGCCGUCUGCAGCUCAUUACCCCUACUGGGGUCCAUUUUCCUUUUCCGUAGACAGCGGCGCCCGGAGUGUGGCAGAGUGUAUUGCCAUGGGGAAGUCCAAGCCUUCCAGGGUGAGAAGACAGGCACCUAGAGCGCCAGCGGGGCCUCGCGGAGGCCCGGCCAAGGCCAACCCGAACCCGUUCGAAGUUAAAGUCAACAGGCAGAAGUUCCAGAUCCUGGGCCGAAAGACGCGCCACGACGUGGGGCUGCCCGGCGUGUCCCGCGCGCGGGCCAUCAGGAAGCGUACCCAAACUUUACUAAAGGAGUACAAAGAAAGGAAUAAAUCCAAUGUAUUUACUGAUAAACGCUUUGGGGAGUACAAUAGCAAUAUAAGUCCAGAGGAAAAGAUGAUGAAGAGGUUUGCCCUGGAGCAACAGCGACAUCAUGAGAAAAAAAACAUCUACAACUUAAAUGAAGAUGAAGAGUUAACUCAUUAUGGCCAGUCUUUGGCAGACAUUGAAAAGCAUAAUGACAUUGUAGAUAGUGACAGUGAUACUGAAGAACGAGGAAUAUUGUCUGCUGAACUGACUGCUGCCCACUUUGGUGGUGGGGAUGGGCUCCUCCACAAGACCUCUCAGCUGGAAGGCGAGGACAGGGACAGACCAAAGUCACGAAAAGAACUAAUUGAAGAACUCAUUGCAAAAUCAAAGCAGGAGAAGAGGGAAAGACAGGCUCAGCGAGAAGAUGCUCUUGAGCUCACAGAGAAGCUGGACCAAGACUGGAAAGAAAUCCAAACUCUCUUAUCACGCAAAACUCCCAAGUCAGAGAAGAGAGAGAAGAAGGAGAAACCAAAGCCAGAUGCAUAUGACAUGAUGGUUCGUGAGCUUGGCUUUGAAAUGAAGGCACAGCCUUCUAACAGGAUGAAAACAGAAGAGGAACUGGCAAAGGAGGAGCAAGAGCGGCUCAGAAAAUUAGAGGCUGAAAGACUACGGAGAAUGCUUGGAAAUGAUGAAGAUGAAAAUAAGAAGAAACCAAAACAUAUGUCAGCCGAUGAUUUAAAUGAUGGCUUUAUACUGGAUAAAGAUGAUAGGCGUUUGCUUUCUUACAAAGACGGGAAGAUGAACAUUGAGGAAGAUACCCAAGAAGAGCAAAGCAAAGAACCUGACAGCCAAGAGAAUGACCAGGAAGAUGGUGAAAGUGAAAGUGAUAAAGAGGGUGAAAAUGAAAGUGAAAGCAGGGAGGACCCAGAGGAGAGCGGAAGCACAGACAGCCACUCGGACCUGGAAUCUAAUGUAGAGAGUGAGGAAGAAAAUGAGAAGCCAAACAAAGAGCAACAUUAUACCCCUGGGAAAAAAAUGCUAAGUAAUGAUGAGAAAAUUGGAAAAGCUGCCAGAACUGAGCUACCCUAUACUUUUGCAGCUCCUGAAUCUUACAAAGAGCUGAGAUCUUUAUUAUUAGGAAGAUCAGUGGAAGAGCAGCUUUUGGUGGUAGAGAGAAUUCAGAAAUGCAAUCAUCCAAGUCUUGCAGUGGGAAACAAAGCAAAAUUAGAAAAAUUAUUUGGCUUCCUUUUGGAAUAUGUUGGAGAUUUGGCUACAAAUGAUCCACCAGACCUCAAAACAAUUGAUAAGUUGGUUGUGCAGUUAUAUAAUCUUUGCCAGCUGUUUCCUGAAUCUGCAAGUGAUUCCAUCAGAUUUGUUCUACGAGAUGCCAUGCAUGAGAUGGAAGAAAUGAUUGAGACCAAAGGGCGGGCAGUGUUCCCAGGGUUGGAUGUGCUCAUCUUUUUGAAAAUUGCUGGGCUGUUGUUUCCAACCUCUGACUUCUGGCAUCCGGUUGUGACCCCUGCCUUGGUGUGCAUGAGCCAGCUGCUUACUAAGUGCCGGGUCCUGUCCCUUCAAGAUGUGGUAAAGGGCCUGUUUGUGUCCUGCUUGUUCCUGGAGUAUGUGUCUUUGUCUCGGAGGUUCAUCCCUGAGCUUAUUAAUUUUCUUCUUGGGAUUCUUUACAUAGCAACUCCAAACAAGCAAAGCCAAGGUUCCGCUCUGGUGCACCCUUUCAGAGCACUUGGGAAGAACUCAGAAUUGCUCUUGGUCUCUAACAAAGCGGAUGUUUCCACGUGGCAGAAGGGCAGCCUCUCCCUGCAGUGGGCGAGCAAGCAGAGUGCCCCAACAGCAGCUGAGGCCAAUCAUGCCAGACUGUCCUGCCUAGCUGUGUGUCUGGCCCUGGCGAAGCGCUGUGUAUUCAUGUAUGGCACACUGCCAUCCUUCCACGCUAUCAUCAGGCCCCUCCAAGCCCUCUUAACAGAGCAUCUAGCAGACUGCAGCCACCCCCCAGAGCUCCAGGAGCUGUGUCAAAGCAUACUGUCAGAGAUGGAAAGCCAGAAGCCUCUCUUUCAGCCACUGAUCUGUGAGAAGAGCAAGCCUGUCCCACUGAAGCUAUUUACUCCCCAGCUGGUCAAAGUGCUUGAGUUUGGACGGAAGCAAGGCAGCAGUAAGGAAGAACAGGAAAGGAAGAGGUUGAUCCACAAACACAGGCGGGAAUUUAAAGGUGCCGUCCGAGAAAUCCGAAAGGACAAUCAGUUCCUGGCUAGGAUGCAGCUCUCGGAGAUCAUAGAACGGGAUGCUGAACGGAAGCGAAAAGUAAAGCAGCUUUUUAACAGCCUGGCCACACAGGAAGGUGAAUGGAAGGCUCUGAGGAGGAAAAAGUUCAAAAAAUAAAUGACAUUUUUCAAAUAAA